UGACCCAGGCGGCCCGCGGGUCCCGGCAGACCUGGGCCGCGGCUUCAGCACCGACAUGGCCUCCCCGCGCCUCGGGACCUUCUGCUGCCCCACGCGGGACGCCGCCACGCAGCUCGUGCUGGGCUUCCAGCCGCGGGCCUUCAACGCGCUGUGCCUGGGCAGCGGCGCGCUCCGCCUGGCGCUCGGCCUCCUGCAGCUGCUGCCCGGCCGCCGGCCCGCGGCCCCCGCGGGGUCCCUCACCUCCCCGCGGGCUCCGGCUCGCGCCCCCGCGUCCACCCGAAUCCUGCGCGCCGCUGUCGCCUGCGACGUGCUCGGCUGCCUGGGUGUCAUGGUCCGGGCGGCGGUGUGGCUAGGAUUCCCUGAUUUUGUUCAGACCAUGAAUGUGGGGAACGGGACGGACAUCUGGCCUGCUGCCUUCUGCGUGGGGAGUGCGGUGUGGAUCCAGCUGCUCUACAGCACCUGCUUCUGGUGGCUGUUCUGCUACGCGGUGGACGCCUACCUGGUGAUCCGGAGGUCGUCGGGACUGAGCAUCAUCCUGCUCUACCACCUCAUGGCCUGGGGCCUGGCCGUGCUGCUCAGCGCCGAGGGGGUGCUCAUGCUCUACCACCCGUCCCUGUCCAGGUGCGAGCGGGGCUUGGAGCACGCCAUCCCGCACUACAUCAGCGCCUACCUGCCGCUGCUGCUCGUCCUGCUGGCCAACCCCAUCCUGUUCGGCAAGACGGUGACGGCAGUGGCCUCGUUACUAAAAGGGAGACAAGGUGUCUACACGGAGAAGGAGAGGCGGAUGGGAGCCAUGAUCAAGACCCGAUUCUUCAAGAUCAUGCUGGUUGUCGUUGUCUGUUGGUUGUCGAACAUCAUCAAUGAAAGCCUUCUCUUCUAUCUGGAGAUGCAACCGGACAUCAACGGAGGCGCUUUGAAAUAUGUCAGAAAUGCGGCCAAGACCACGUGGUUUAUUAUGGGUCUGAUGCCAGCACAAUCGAAAUCCAUAUUGCAAGCGGGUCCCGCCAGGCGAAUGAGGUUGAAGGUGUUCCCAAAAUCCAGGGAGACCUGUGAGAGAGAAGGGGCCCAGCCCCCAUCCUCCGCUCUACAGCCCUUGUUCCUCAGAAGUGUUCUCACCUUCCCAGCGCCUCUGUCAAGGUGUCCCUCCCCCCAGGCUCACUCUCAUCACCAUGUCAGAGCAUCUUCCCGAGGGUCCUCUUUGUGAAGAGAAGCGACGUGCGUGCCCUUGGGAAUGGAAGAGUGCCUUGUAGGCCAGUGAUUUCUGACCUCUGCGCCACAGGAAUAUGUACAACACGCAGUACCUGACUGUUUAGUCAGGGGCGCCACCCCUUUCCCUUAGUUUGUCAAAUUAAAGAAAUGACAACAGCGAACACAAUAGCCGUCGGGUGUCAUUGAAUCAAAAGUAUGGCUAUUUUCUUUGUCAGAUGGGCAAAAUAUAUAUUUUGGGGGGUUGCCACCGAAUUUUAUGUGCCACAAGAUGAAAAGGUUAAAUAUCACUGUUCCAGACCAAAUGCUCAGCAGCAUCUGUACACACUGUAAUGUAAUGCCACGUCCAAGUCCCUGGGAAAGUUAAUAAAGUCAUUGAA
Molecule: messenger RNA, 1586 nt
Organism: Myotis daubentonii (Daubenton's bat)
Lineage: Eukaryota; Metazoa; Chordata; Mammalia; Chiroptera; Vespertilionidae
Gene: GPR143
Product: G protein-coupled receptor 143
Exons: 8
Coding region: 56-1204 (382 amino acids)
Biological process (GO): melanosome organization; G protein-coupled receptor signaling pathway; regulation of calcium-mediated signaling
Cellular component (GO): plasma membrane; melanosome membrane
Molecular function (GO): L-DOPA binding; L-tyrosine binding; L-DOPA receptor activity
Source: RefSeq, a predicted model, not a curated record